Molecule: messenger RNA, 885 nt
Organism: Adineta ricciae
Lineage: Eukaryota; Metazoa; Rotifera; Eurotatoria; Adinetida; Adinetidae
Source: the annotation of a GenBank genome assembly
AUGGUUCCUCCUCCAAUAAUUGGCGGUUGGAAUGCCGAUUCCGACAGCUCGGAAGACAAUCUCGAUGAUGAAAAACCGAAGUCUGAGAAUAUUCCCGACCUAGUUUGCAUCACGCCUGAUGCAUCGCGCGGAUAUACUAAUAUGGGUCCAAUAGAAGUAGUGCUCGCCGUUCCUGCCAAUAGCUAUUCGGAUGUGGAAGAGCAGGAGCAGCGUCUUAGCUCUGAUAGAUACCAGAAGCUAAAGCCUGUAUGGUUAAAGGCUACUAUAUAUAAACAACAUAUUGGCACCGGCGAAGAGACCGGAAAAUGCGAAAAUUUGAGAGACGUAAUUAGAGCUCGUGGAAAACGAACGGAGAAAAACGAACCAAUGGACCAAUGCGGACACAUUGUGGCAAACACAUUAGGCGGGAGGAUGCUUGACAUCAACACUUUUCCACAAAAUCCAGCCCUUAAUUGCGGUCACGAAGGAACACAUUUGCUUUGGCGAGCAUUUGAAGUCCUUAUGAAACAGUGGCUUCAGAAAAUCCCGGAGAAAUAUAAUCCAAGAGUGAAAUUUAUUGUGAAACUCUUUUACGACGAUCCAAAUUAUCCUGAUCGACCUAAUAAGUUUUUCUACUCCAUUCAAUUCCUAGUGGACGACGAUGAAGAUAGUGAAACGGACGAAAAUGGCCAGAAGAAAUCCAUAUCUAUAUCUCAACUUCUGCGUAACUGUAUACAUACAAUUUUCGCAUGUCGAGCGAUGCAAUUAAAUACAAUCAAGGAAAAAGUUAAGAAAACAAUCAAAUCAUUAAUAGGAAGAUGCAAAAAAAAUACCGACCAGUUAAUGAAAGACUUGUUUUUGGCCAUUGAUGAGAUCAAAACACCGAUUGUAAGUGAACUGUCAUAA